UUCUAACACCAACACCAACUGGUAACAACGAUCCUGCGUUAACCAGUCAUUCCGAUUAUCCCUGUUACAACACUUACAUGCGACGUGCUAAUUUACCAAAUCCGAUAACGGAUAUACGAGUGCCAGAUGAAAAAGUAUAUGAAGAAUGUUUAGAUAUACCAAAGAAAUAUGCUAUAUUACAAGCUGUAGGGUCAGAUCAUGCAAAUUAUAGCGCGGCAAAGAGUAGAUAUCAAGCUUACGAGACAUGGUUAAAAACUGGAAAGUUGGUCGGAACUAAUAAUAAUGUAAAUUCUACAAAAUCCAAAAAUGUCGGGGGAGGCGAGAAGG
Racocetra fulgida is the source of this 327-nucleotide messenger RNA. NCBI's taxonomy places the organism in Eukaryota, Fungi, Glomeromycota, Glomeromycetes, Diversisporales, Gigasporaceae. The record is from the annotation of a GenBank genome assembly.